AUGAAUCGUAUCGCUGAAUUGAAGGAAUUUGCCAAAGAAAAGGAAAAGGAGUCGAAAGAUAAAUUGCUAGAAUAUCGCCAAAACCUGGAAGAAAAGAUUACAACUUGCGAUGGAAUAAUAAAAAGAGAACUUGAAUUGGAGAGAGAACGCCUUACAGUGAUUAAGCCUGAGAAUGAGUCCCCUGAGUGUCCGAUAAAUAUUAAUAAUGAAAUUCCGGAAAUACAAGACUUUCAUUCCAAUCUCAAUGGUAUCCUCGAGUUUUACAAAGAACAGUUGAUUCGAAUUGGACAAGCUUCCAAAAGAAUCGAGGAAUGCCUUCCAUUGGAUUUCGCCAACGUAAAACUUGAAGAAAAGAAGAGUCAAGAAUACUAUAAGAAAAUCAUCAAUGACGGAUAUGACAGCGUACUCAAAAUGUUCAUUGAAACUGGCCGCGCGAUAACUAAUUGUUGCAAAGUGAUAGUCGAUAUCGCUGAUAAAAAUCAUUGCGAAGAAUUAGGUUUGUUCGGAAAAAUAUAUGUGCCCAUAAUGACUGUGGCGAAAUUUCUUCUUCCCGUUCAAAGAAUAUCCGAUGUUCUGAACGAAACCUUGGAACAGAUUGACUUUCGUGACGCAUCUCCAUCUAAUUCAAAUGAUUCCAACCAACGGGACGAAGCCUGCGGAAAAUUGAAGGACUUGGCCAAGCAACUGGUUAAGAAUGAUAAUGAAAUAAAAUCAGCUUGCUGUCAUCUGUUUGAAACGAUUUCUGAUAGCUUUGGUCUUGAGGAAGAGCUCAGGAAACACUUUGCUAGUUUUUUGAAAAAGUACUAUGAUUUGGAUGCGAAAUAUGGAAUCAUUCAUUUGCACCUUUGUGGGUACGAAAGUCCAGAACUUCCUGAAAAACAACAGAUCCUGGAUUAUCUGAAAGAAAUCAACAGCUUGAGAGCAGAAGUUCAGGAUUCCGUGAAUCGCGUCGUUGAGAAAUUAAGCGAAGAAAUAAGAAAGUCGUUGGAAAAUAAGGCGAAAAAAUAA
Caenorhabditis briggsae is the source of this 1008-nucleotide messenger RNA. Bases 1 to 1008 code for a protein of 335 amino acids. NCBI's taxonomy places the organism in Eukaryota, Metazoa, Nematoda, Chromadorea, Rhabditida, Rhabditidae. The transcript is spliced from 6 exons. The record is from RefSeq and is a predicted model, not a curated record.